AUGCCACUUAUAAUCCUCACCGGGUAUCCUUGCUCCGGCCUCACGUACCGCGCCAACCAAAUCUCCACCCUCCUCUCCUCGAUCCAAGACUCCCUUACCGACACAACCACCUCCAAAGGCCGAUAUAAAUUUCACACUGUCAACUCACAUGAUGUGUCGCAUCCGCGAAAUGUAUAUGAUGCCGCGAGGUCAGAAAAGGAAGCUCGAGCGGUGGUAUAUGGGCGGGUCAAGAGAGCGCUGGGCAUGGAUACGUUCGUGAUCGUGGACGGGCUGAAUUAUAUUAAGGGAUGGAGGUACCAGCUCUGGUGCGAGAGUAAGGCAGCGGGAACGACGUGUUGUGUGGUUCAUGUUGGAACACCGAUUGACCAGUGCAUCGCGAAUAACGAAGCUCGCAUACGGAAGCGGGAACGAAAGGAAAAGGGUGGGGAGGGAGAGGACGGGAAAAGGAGAGAAGAAACAAGCAACAACACUCAAGCAGAGACGGAGAGCGAAAUCCCUCCAGCAAAUGAUGAUGAGGAACCAUAUACCCCCGAACUCCUCCAAAACCUCAUAUUCCGCUACGAAGAGCCUUCAACUCAUAGCCGCUGGGACAAGCCACUGUUCACCGUACCGUGGAGUGACCCUACCCCCCCCGCAGCAGACAUAUGGACCGCAUUAACAGGAAUGCCCAUUCCCAAACUACAAUCCGCAACCGACAAUAACACUACCCUCUUCACAUCCAGCGCAACCUCUUCACAGCCGUCCAAAAAGAUCUCCUCAACGACAACAACAACAACAGGGACCAGCACCCGUCCAUCCCUCCCACGCCCAGAAAUAGUCCCCCACCAAGCAACCAUCCAACCAGCCACCGCUGACCCCAGCGCCCUCCACGCUCUCGAAAAGCGCACGUCGCAAAUAAUAUCCGCCCUCCGUACCUUCUCUCUGGAAAACCCUUCCGCCGCCGAAGCCACUGCAACCAAUGUCUCCACCGACAACGACACCUCGCUUGGCUCCGGAAUAUCCAUCUCCGUCCCAGGAGCUGAAGCGAAGGUGUUUAUCCCGGCCACGGCGCUGGCGUCUACGCCAACGGACGAACUGGCUGGUGCGGGGGGCAUACUUGCGCUCCCUCGCUUGCAGCGGCUGCGGAGACAGUGGGUUGGGAUGAACCGGGCGUAUCUGAGCCAGGGGCAUGCUAGGGGUCAGAAGGGGUUGGGCGUUGAUCAGGCGGGGGAUGCUUUUGUGAGGUUUUUGAACGCGGAGUUUGAGGGGGUGGCGGGUUGA
Paracoccidioides lutzii Pb01 is the source of this 1260-nucleotide messenger RNA. RefSeq lists its product as hypothetical. The transcript has 3 exons. The record is from RefSeq and is a predicted model, not a curated record. The coding region runs from base 1 to 1260 and encodes 419 amino acids.